Messenger RNA from Pyrgilauda ruficollis (rufous-necked snowfinch), 3378 nucleotides. RefSeq names its product translation initiation factor IF-2-like. The record is from RefSeq and is a predicted model, not a curated record. Lineage: Eukaryota; Metazoa; Chordata; Aves; Passeriformes; Passeridae. The transcript is spliced from 2 exons. The coding region runs from base 2116 to 3378 and encodes 420 amino acids.
AGAAUUGAAACCACCACAUGUAGCCAAAUGUGGAGAGAAGCUGAACUGGACCAGCAUACUGUGCUCUUUAGAACCAUCCAUCUACUGCAGCAAGCAUAGAAGAGAACUUAAUACAGCCCAAUGACAGAAGAGGCUUUGGCAAAGCCCAGCUGCAGGGCACAGCACCCACCAACAACAGGCUCCUUGCAGGAUGAAAACACCCUUGUGCAAGUUGCAGCAGUGUAAUUUUGUAUUGCAGGGUGCAGUAGUAUCACUUCCUAUUGCAAACUGCAUGUUUUCUUAGGUAGGGCGAGGACUGCACUAGGACACUGGCAUUUAAAUUUGUUUAUGUCAUAUUGGUGCUGUGAAACACUAAUCCAGGGUACUUUGUUUCACAUUUACAGAGAACAGAGGCACACAGAUGGGUGUUUGUUUCUCAUACAGCCCCCCUAUCUCAGCAUCUCCCACAGAGUAACUUAAACCCUCACAAUACUCUUGCUAGAUAACAUAUAAAAAUAUUAGUUUACAAAUGGUAUCAGACUCAAAUUAAUUUUCUUUCCCACCACUACACAGAGUCCAAAACCAGGAACUAGACCUGUCUCCAUGCUUCUUUUUCCUUCAUUUUCCUCCUUUCCCCUUCCUAAUUACUCCACUGUUUUUAAGAAAGCUGUAUUUCCUUGUUUUGUAAUAAAUUUACUCUUACACUACUUAAGCAGUUGAGACAACUUUCACCUAUGAAUCCAUUCUGCAACUUUCAGAAAGCUAAACUACACAUUGUCUGUUUUCAUCAGUUUUAGUGCUGAAAUGAUACAAAACUUCAUCCAAAGACAUCACUAAUUGAUUUCAUGAUUUCAUGAGUCAUUAAAAAUAAAAUCCAAUAAACAACCUUUUAAGAAACGGUGUAAAGACAAGCAUCAUCCAAACCAGGGACAUCCAGCUGGCAGAAAGGGUGCUAAUACACUAAGUGCAUAUCACCAAGAGAUUUUUAUAUUGAACUACAAAGGUCCUAAAUGUAGGUAAGGGCUCCAAAAUUAGAGAUCACCUUGCUAACAAACAUCCACAGUGUACAGGCAUUUCAUCCACACAUUUAACAAGUAAUUUUUAAGUUAAUCUUGCUUAAGGGAAUUACGUAUUUCAGUAACAGCUGAGCAACCCAAGAUUUCAACACAGGUCAAAUGUCAGUAAACAAACAUGAACCAAUGACCUGACUUGGACAACACCCCUUCAAGCUUGUGAUGAUUACCAUGUUAAAUACAGACAUAUAAAAAUGUGUACAGCUCUCAGUGUGUGACAAGUAACAAAUACAGCUUGUUCUUGUCACCUUCUCUGUUGGGCUUCGAGAUGCAGUUUCAUUUGUCCUCACGCACUUGGCAACCACACUCGAAACUCACUCGUCAUCAUUAAAAUCUAUAUACAAACAAUAAUCUCUAAGUAAUUCUGUAACUACAGAAGUGAAAGUAGCAGCUGACAGAAGUCUCCACGCUUUGAAGACCACUUUAGAAAAACUGAGCAGCACUUAAAAACUGACAGUUUUGUUUGUCACACACGGGACUUGAAUUCAGCCAUUCAGAAAGAGGCUCUAUAUAAAAUAUAUAGGAUUAUAUAUUUAUCAGUUACAUACAGUCACGUGAGGCAAUGUUUACAACUGGGGAGCAAGUUCCCUUCUUUCAGUCAUAAACAUUAGUUAAGAUAAUGGUUAAUCUAGAGCCAUCAGCUGCUGACAUCAAGAGUUUUUGUGAUACCACUUUCCAAAGAGCCCUGUCCUGUUUCUCUCUUGUAAGACCGUGUGUACUUGCUUUGUUAUUCCCUCAGUCUAACGCUAAACCCCUGUUUAUUGUUUAAAGAAACCAAAGACAAAUAAUUUAUUAAAUUCUACGGCGAUAUCAGUCCAAAACACGGCCUUUAUUCUUAAAUAAACACGCUGGAUUAAUCUAAUCUACAUCUGCUUGCACAGGACAGCUGAGGGCUGUGCAGAGAGUAACAAAUGAAGCAGACGGACAACAGUCUUCACAUUCAUUUUUGCUUUGACUUAGAACCUUUCCCAAAGCGCCGGCAGAAUAUUUCUGGGAUCCAUAUCCCAGAAUAUAUCUGGGAAUCCAUACUUCCACGGGGAAAACCCCAAGCUCUAGCAGCCGAAUGCGCCUCGCCGCUGAGCGAGCCGCGAGCACCUCCACAAAGCAAACACGUCCCACGGCCGGGUCGGUGACAGCUCCCCGCGGGAGGCACCUGUCCGCCGGGGACACCGGGCUGCUGCGCCGGCACCUCCGCCCGGGGAGAGAGCGGCGAUGUGUCAGGCGGCGCCGCCGCCGCCCGUGCGACAGGGCAGGGCGGUUCAACCCCCGCGUAACCCCCGCGGCCGGGCCGGGGGCGGCGCUGCGGGGGCGCCGGUGCCGAUGCCGGUACCGAUCCCGGCGCCGGCGCCGCGCACACACAAAGCCGCUCGCGCGCGGGGGCGGUCCCCGGCCCGGCCCGGCCCGCGCGCCGUCACGGGGGCGCGCGCAGCCAACCGGGGCCGGCCCGGCUCGUCCCGUCCCCCCCCCGCCGCCGCCGGGCGCUGCCGGGAGAGCAGGAGCCCUGACAACAAACAGCAGGAAACAGCUGACGGGGAGGCACCGCCGCCGCCUCCGCCGCACCGAGGGGCCGUGCCCGGGGCCCACCGCCGCCCCCCAUCCUCGAGCCGCCCCCGCUCCCGCACCGGGCCCGGCCCCGCGCCCACCCGCCCGGGGCUCCGCACAAGAACCGGCCCGAAAAGUUGCCCAGUGCCGGGCCGGGGGAGGAAGUUGUGUCGGCGGCGACGGGGAGGGGGUGCUCAGUGCCGGCCCCCGCCGGGCAGGCUGGGCGGCGCUGGGAGACGCUGACGGAGAAGGGGACGCGGUGGGGAAGGCCGGUGCUUUGUGGCGUCGCCGGGUAACGCACCGGGUCACGCACCGGGUCAGGCAGGGCCGACCACUGCCCCUUUCCGCGCCCGUCGCCGGACCGGAGCUCGCCCGGGGCUCUGCCGCGGCCCGACAGACACAGCGCCGCGGCGCGGCGGUCGCCACCUCCCCCCCCCAGCCGCCCUGGCCUCCCCUGGUAGCGCGGGGCGAGCGCGGCCCCCGCCCGGUUACCUGGCUGCGGGGAACAGCUGCGGCGGCGGCGGCUCCGUGCCCGGUGUCUCCCCCGCCCUCCACGGCCCCGGCGCUCCGGCUCGGCCGCGCGGCUCCGCCCCGCCGUGGCCCCGCCCUCUGUCAAUCAGCGCGGCGAGGCCCCGCCCCCGGUCCAGCCCAUUCACUGCCGCGGAGGCCCCGCCCCUGCCGCCUCGCGCUCCGCCCCGCCCCGGGUCGCCUCACGGCCGCGCUCGGCGGGGCGCGCCGGGUCACGGAGUCACGGAAUUACAGAAUGGCAGAAUUACAGUUAUAG